Pelobates fuscus (common spadefoot toad) is the source of this 1243-nucleotide messenger RNA. It is a transcript of the gene RPE, whose product is annotated as ribulose-5-phosphate-3-epimerase. The record is from RefSeq and is a predicted model, not a curated record. The transcript is spliced from 6 exons. Gene Ontology annotation, cellular component: cytosol. Lineage: Eukaryota; Metazoa; Chordata; Amphibia; Anura; Pelobatidae. Gene Ontology annotation, molecular function: D-ribulose-phosphate 3-epimerase activity; metal ion binding. Bases 64 to 750 code for a protein of 228 amino acids. Gene Ontology annotation, biological process: pentose-phosphate shunt, non-oxidative branch; pentose-phosphate shunt; carbohydrate metabolic process.
CCGUGAGCGCACCGCGGCGGGUGGAAAGCGUGGGGAUAGUGUUGCAGUCAGCAGUGUCCAAACAUGUCGUCUGGCUGUAAAAUCGGACCGUCCAUCCUGAACAGUGACCUGUCUCGCCUGGCCACAGAAUGUGAGCGCAUGCUGAGCUCAGGGGCUGACUACCUGCACCUGGAUGUGAUGGACGGGCACUUUGUUCCUAAUAUCACCUUCGGACAUCCAGUGGUGGAAUGUCUAAGGACACAGCUGGGAAAAGACCCGUUUUUCGACAUGCAUAUGAUGGUUGCUAAGCCAGAGCAGUGGGUGAAGCCAAUGGCGGCUGCUGGUGCGAACCAGUAUACUUUUCAUUUGGAGGCCACAGACAACCCAGGAGCUUUGAUUAAAGACAUAAGGGAGAGUGGUAUGAAGGUGGGGAUUGGUAUUAAGCCAAAUACAACUGUGGAGUACCUUGCUCCCUGGGCAAGUCAGAUCGACAUGGCCCUUGUUAUGACUGUGGAGCCAGGCUUUGGAGGACAGAAAUUCAUGGAAGACAUGAUGCCAAAGGUACAAUGGCUAAGGUCGCAGUUCCCUUCAUUGGAUAUUGAGGUUGAUGGAGGUGUAGGACCAGAUAAUAUACAUAAAUGUGCAGAGGCUGGAGCCAAUAUGAUCGUCUCUGGCAGUGCCAUAAUGAAGAGCGAUGAUCCUCGCACUGUGAUUAACCUGCUACGAAAUGCCUGUUGUGAAGCUGCUCAGAAACGCUCUCUGGACCGAUGAAGAGAAUGGAAAGCACAAUUAUUUUUGGCGCUCGCCGUACACUGUUCAGACUACUGUAGUGAGGAUCCAUUCCAAAUUCAAAGAAGUGGCUCUGGGACCAAGACCAGGGUGGACAGUAAUGAGCUGGAAUAACUCUUAAAACCUUGCAGGCUACAGAAACUGAUUUGAGGAACAGGAACUAGUGUUGGGUUUAUUUAGUAAACUGAGCAUUGUGAAGAAUUGACAACAGGGCUUUCAAAUUUUACACCAAAAUUUAGGGAGGAGGGGAGGGAGAGCGAAUGAGAAAUCCGUUUUGGUUUGGGGUUUUUUUCUCCGCUUAGCUUCUUUGGUCUAAAAUGUCCAAUUAUUUGUCAUUUUUCAAUAAUAUUUGGUUUAGUGACUAAACCUUCUUCCCUUUUGUCUUUACAUAUAGCAUUAGCUUGGCAACAGUUGGAAAAUGGAUUGAAGGGCCUGUCACCUGUGAGGUUUUAAUUAAAACAUCUUUAUUAACAAA